This is a messenger RNA of Humulus lupulus (European hop), 1862 nucleotides long. Its product is annotated as cyclin-D1-1-like. Lineage: Eukaryota; Viridiplantae; Streptophyta; Magnoliopsida; Rosales; Cannabaceae. Gene Ontology annotation, biological process: regulation of cyclin-dependent protein serine/threonine kinase activity; mitotic cell cycle phase transition. The transcript has 4 exons. The coding region runs from base 242 to 1276 and encodes 344 amino acids. Gene Ontology annotation, cellular component: cytoplasm; nucleus; cyclin-dependent protein kinase holoenzyme complex. Gene Ontology annotation, molecular function: cyclin-dependent protein serine/threonine kinase regulator activity. The record is from RefSeq and is a predicted model, not a curated record.
CGAAAGAAAUAUGAUGUAUUGGUUAUAGUUCAGCCAAAAUGCUAAAUAAAUAGCCUAUUAGAAAUUAUAAAUUAAAAAUAUUACUAGAAAGAAAAGAAUUCUGUGUGUUACAAAACCCAUAAAACCGCGCCAUGUACAUUCGAAGCUCUAUUAACCACCACCACAGAGCUCUCCUUUGUCUCGCCCUUGUCAACGCCGUCAACGCACUUAUCAUUCCGAUAAGCUCUUAUUCUUUUCUUUAAUGUCGUCGGAAUCCACUUCCGCCGCUGCCUCCUCCUCUUCUAGUCUCUACUGCUCGGAGGACGGUGCCGGCCUCGACUCUCCAUAUGCUGACGAGUGGAUCUCCGAUCACUCUCCGUACUCUUUGCCGUUUGAUGAGACAACCAUCACUGAGCUCUUCGAUUCGGAGACCCAUUACAUGCCCGAACCUGAAUACCUCAGACGGUGCUGCGACCGUUCGAUGGAUGUUACGGACCGUCAGGACUUCAUCAACUGGAUCUUAAGGGUUCACGCGUUCUAUCACUUUUGCCCCGUUACGGCGUUCCUCGCCGUCAACUACUUUGACCGUUUUCUCUCCUCCCAUUCUAUUUUGCAGCUAAACGGGUGGUCGUUUCAGCUUCUUUCCGUAGCGUGUUUAUCAGUGGCGGCGAAAAUGGAGGAGCCACGGGUCCCGCUACUCUUGGACCUCCAAACGUGCGAUCCCAAAUACAUAUUCGAGGCCAAAACAGUGGAGAGAAUGGAGCUUUUGGUCAUGACCAAUCUCGAUUGGAGACUACGCUCUGUCACUCCCUACGAUUUUCUCCACCAUUUCAUCUCAAAGCUUCCUUCUUCCACUUCCUGCCCCGACAUCCACUCUGCUUCGUCGGAUCUCAUUCUCAACACCGCUCGCGUGUCGGAUUUUUUGGGUUUUACGCCGUCGAUGUUAGCGGCGGCGGCUGUGCUAUGCGCCGCCCGGGAAUGCUUGGACAGUCAGUGGGGACCUCACCAAGAACCGCCGUCGUUUGACGAGAGAGUAAAUAAUGACAUGGUUAGAAGCUGUCACCAACUAAUGGACGAGUACCUGGUUGACACGUGUCCAAAUGGCCGCCACAAUGCCCGGAGAGUCGAACCGGGUGCACCUCCCAGUCCAGCAGGCGUGCUAGACGCGGCGGUUUGUGGCAGCUGCGACACGCGGUCCGAGACUCCCGGCUCAAGAAGCCGACCCGAGCCUCCGUCUAAGCGGCUACGAUCCUCUGCUCUGGUGUACAUGAACAUCGGUGGGGAUUACAAUCUCUAAAAUAUAAUACAUAAGAACGUGGAAAAGUUAAUUUUCAUUUUCAUUACUUUUCCUAUUUAUUCGUCUGAAAUAACAAUGUCAAAGAAAAAGGGGGAAAAAAACGAGGGUAGUGGGAAUUUUUGGAAUUCAUUACUCUAAUAUUAUUAUUUGUUUUUAUAAUUAUUUACACGGUAUAUUAUUCUUGUAGUGAGGGUUAUUUUUGUCCAAAUGAAAAUUAUAAAUGGUAAAGUGAGCGGUAGUAUUGGUGUGUUUGAAUAGGGGGCUGUCUAGUUAUGUCUCAAUUAUUCCUAAAGUCUUUCAAUUCAAUCAUCUGUGCAUGAAAACCGAUGAACCAAUGGGGUCACUAUGGAGCCAGCAGUUAACUUUUUCUCAGGUGACUUUGACUUGAAUACCCUCCAAAAACUAUUAUCAAUUGUUUUUUUUAAGGGCAUCAAUUGGUUUAUUUAUGUAUUUUAUAUUUGUCAAUAAUUUCUUGUACAUUUGGGUUGUGGUCCCACUUGUUAUGUCCACGUGUCCGACAAGAAGUACAGAUUAUUGGUUGGUUACUGUGAGUGGAUAGUGAUAAAUGUUAUUUCAAGCUUUUUAA